AUGGACUCUCGCACUCCUGAUGAUACGCCCAAUGUCGACAGUGACGUCGACAUAGAGGCAAAUGCGGAAAUCACAAAAGAUGAAGAAUCGACAGAAGCCCAAAAUAUGCGCAUCACUUUCCACAACUCUACUGCUGAUGUAGAGGGAAUGCGCUCCAUCUACCAACCAGCUCAGCUUCGACGUACCCACUCUUUGGGUCGUGAGACCGUUCGCAGUACCCGCAGUAUCCCCCAGACCGCAGUUGGUGGCGCUGCCCCAGGACUUCCUAUCGAAUUUCGCACCCUCUCGAUUCAAAUCUCGGAAUCUCAAACUCGCCCUAAGGAGAUCGUGACCGAAACACCCAAGGAGAAAGUCCCCAACCAGGAUUACUUCGAGAGCUUGGAUUUCCACACAAUCACACAAGAUAAAGUCUGUCAAGAGUUCAAUGUUGACCCGCGCUUCGGUCUCAGUGCCGAGUCAGCUGCGACACGUCUCCAGCGGGAUGGCAAGAAUGUCAUCGCUCACCAUGGCGAGAACUAUUUCAAGAAGCUGUUCUUUUAUGUCUUUGGUGGCUUUUGUUCAAUUCUGUGGGUGGGUGUGAUUAUCUUCUUCAUUUGCUGGAAGCCUCUCAGUAACCCACCUUCGCCAACCAAUCUUGCCAUGGCCGUUCUCGUCAUGAUUGUCAUUGCACUCCAAGCCGGUUUCUCAGCUUUCCAGGACUGGUCCACCAAGCGGGUAAUGAACUCGAUUCUGGGUCUUCUUCCAUCAGAGGCCCUGGUCUUGCGUGAUGGAAAACAGCUCCGUCUUUCUGCCACCGACCUGGUGGCUGGAGAUAUCGCGCAAAUCAGUGUGGGAAAUAAGGUCCCUGCCGAUAUGCGUCUAUUGCAGACCUCGGGAGAUAUUCGCUUUGAUCGUGCCAUCCUCACUGGUGAGUCUGAUGAGAUCGACGGCGCUACCGAUGCCACCGACGCAAACUUCCUCGAAACCCGCAAUGUCGCCAUGAUGGGUACUCUUGUCACCAACGGAAAUGCCACCGGCAUUGUGUUGCUGACAGGUAGCCGUUCCGUUAUGGGUCGUAUUGCUAGUAUGACUGCUGGCGUCAAACAAAAGCCUACCUUGAUUCAAAAGGAGAUCAACCGCUUUGUUACCAUUAUCGUUGCCAUGACUAUCUGCCUUGCCUUGCUCAUCCUUUUCACCUGGUUGGGAUGGCUUCGCAAGGAUCACCCAACUUACAUGAGCGUGGUAGCCAUGCUGAACAAUGUCAUGGGCUGCGUGGUAGCCUUUAUUCCGGAGGGUGUGCCCGUUGGUGUUGCGCUGACACUGAUGAUGGUCGCUCGGGCUAUGAAGAAGAACAACAUUCUGCCCAAAGGACUUGCCACCGUGGAAACUUUGGGAUGUGUGAACGUGAUUUGCUCCGACAAGACAGGAACCCUCACCCAGAACCGCAUGUUUGUCAAGUCACUUGGCAUGGUUGACUUGGAGUACAACACCGACGAUCUCGUGUCUGGCAUGGAGUCCUCCGAAGGGCUCAAAAAUCUUCUCCGUGCUUCAGUUCUUUGCAACGACGCUACCUUUGACCCAGAGACCAUGAAUCUACCAGUCUGGGAUCGUAUUGUCAAUGGAAACGCCACAGAUGCUGCUGUGCUGCGACUUGCUGAUAGUGUCGGCGCCGCUGCACCAAGCAACCUGGAUCCUUAUCAGCGCAUCCACCAGAUCCCUUUCAACUCGAAAAACAAGUGGAUGCUUACAAUGCACGAAGACCCGAGCGCUUCCAAAGGAUACAUGGUCUACGUCAAGGGUGCACCUGAUGUUCUUUUGGACCGCUGCUCUACCUAUUGGUCUGGCGUCAACAACGCGAUCCGCCCACUGGACUCACAAGCCAGACAGAAGCUUUCUGAGUUCCAGGCCAAACUUUCUCGUCGCGCCGAGCGUGUGAUCAUCCUUUGCCAACGCCGCUACGUUCCCACUCACCCCCUGGGAUCCAAUGGUUUCAGUGACGAGAUGCUUGAAUCCGGUGUCCAGGAUCUGACUGUGCUUGGUAUUUUCGGCAUCAUUGACCCCCCUCGACCAGAGACUGCUCAGACUGUGGCCGCAUGCCGACGUGCAGGCAUUCGAUUCUUCAUGGUCACCGGUGACUUUGGAUUGACUGCCGCAGCGAUUGCCCGUGAUAUCGGUAUCUUUGAUGGCAAUGCUGAGCCUGAUCUCAUUGAUGAUCUCCGUGAUGGAUUUUCCUCGGACAAAUCGCCGGCACCCUCCAGACGCAGCUUGCUUUUGGAAGGUAGCAGCCUCUCGUCUCUUACUCAUGAGGAGUGGACCACUGUUUGCGACUAUGAGGAAAUUGUCUUUGCUCGUACCAGUCCCGAGCAAAAGCUCCGUAUUGUGUCAGAACUCCAGGCAAAGGGUAAUUUCGUCGCUGUCACUGGUGACGGUGUCAACGAUGCGCCUGCAUUGCGUGCUGCCGAUGUUGGAGUCGCCAUCGGCGGGGGUAGUGAUGUCGCUAUUGAGGCUGCCGAUCUUGUACUGCUUGAACGAUUCGAUUCGAUUAUCGAAGCUAUUCGUCUUGGUCGCUUGGUAUUCCAGAACCUCCAAAAGGUUAUUGCUUACCUGCUACCCGCUGGUAGUUUCUCCGAGAUCUGGCCUGUCCUUAUGAACGUCUUCUUUGGCUGCCCGUCUCCUCUCAGCUCCUUCUUGAUGAUUAUUAUUUGUGUUUUCACUGACCUUUUCCUCUCCUUGUCAUUGAUCAUGGAAAAGGAGGAGUUUGAUUUGAUGAGCAUCCCCCCUCGCAAGCCUCGCAAGGAUCAUCUGAUCAACCUCCGCAUUUACGGCCAGUCCUAUCUCUUUGUCGGUGUGAUGGAAGCUUUCAGUGCUCACGCUAUGUUCUUCUUGUACAUGUGGAAGGCCGCUGGCAUUCCCUUCUCCGAUCUGAUUUUCGCAUUUGAGAAGUACUCCGCUGGAUUCCACGGAUACACCCAGGAUGAACUCGACCACUUCAACUACGUUGGCCAAGGCGUAUACUUUGUCACUCUUGUCAUCAUGCAGUGGGGUAAUAUCUUGUCUGUUCGCAGCAAGCGCAUGUCUAUCCUGCAGGCUGAUCCCAUCCGCCCUGCCCGCCGCAAUCCUUGGCUCCCUAUUGCCAUGGUGAUUUCGCUCGUUAUCGCAAUCUUUGUCACCGAAGUUCCCGGUAUUCAAAGAUUGUUCCUGACUGCCUCUGUCCCCAUCGAAUUCUGGCUCAUUCCCCUUGGCCUUGCCAUGGGUGUCCUGGUUAUGGAUGAGCUGCGCAAGGUUCUUGUGCGCUCGUUCCCGAAGGGCCCAGUUGCUUAUGUGGCGUGGUAA
Molecule: messenger RNA, 3312 nt
Organism: Penicillium verhagenii
Lineage: Eukaryota; Fungi; Ascomycota; Eurotiomycetes; Eurotiales; Aspergillaceae
Product: cation-translocating P-type ATPase
Exons: 1
Coding region: 1-3312 (1103 amino acids)
Biological process (GO): sodium ion export across plasma membrane; proton transmembrane transport; intracellular sodium ion homeostasis
Cellular component (GO): membrane
Molecular function (GO): P-type sodium:potassium-exchanging transporter activity; ATP hydrolysis activity; ATP binding
Source: RefSeq, a predicted model, not a curated record